This is a messenger RNA of Aspergillus caelatus, 1011 nucleotides long. RefSeq lists its product as uncharacterized. The coding region runs from base 1 to 1011 and encodes 336 amino acids. The transcript has 3 exons. The record is from RefSeq and is a predicted model, not a curated record. Lineage: Eukaryota; Fungi; Ascomycota; Eurotiomycetes; Eurotiales; Aspergillaceae.
AUGUCUAGUCGAUUUCUGCCAUGCGUCCACCGCUUGAGGUGGACGCAUGGCAGACCGAAGAAGCCAAUUUGGCCGCGAGAACCCAGUUUAGAUAGCAUUCGAUCACUUGCAUUCUCAGUCCUGCAUCAACACCUCCUCAAUGACUACGACGAGGAGCAACACCUCUAUGUGAAGUUUCAUGCCGAGAAACUGACCAAGAGACUCUUCAUUAUCGGCCACCCCAACCUGGAGAAGAAAUUUAUUUUCCAGGUCCAACUACCAGUCGAUCCAUUCUUUGUGACAGAAAACGAGAUCGCGACUGCAGAAAUGCCGUUAGACGCCAAGCUAGGCCUGGCUGAGAAUUUGGCACGCAUCUUUGCUCAAUUGUGGAAUCAGAAGUUUGACCGUAUUGGAUCUCUUUUCAUUGGCCAACGGUUGCUGGACGCUACCGAGCAGUUUGAGAUCUACUUUGAAGACCUGCCCUCGCCAUCCUUCAAAGUUGCUUCCAUCUUUUCAUCAUCAGAUGAAGAGUCUCUGUUCUAUCUCUGUCAUCAUGGGUUAAACGAGGAAAACAUUCUGUUGUACCCGACUUCCUACGAGAUAUUGGGCAUUCUGGACUGGGAUAUGACUUCGAUUCUUCCAGAUUGGCUUGUUCAAGAGUAUUCUCGAAGAUUUCAAAACAUCUUGCCCAAACUUGAAAAGGCAAACUUUACUUUGGACUCCAGUCAACCCUUCGAUAGCGAGUUCAGGAGGUGGUAUAUGUUUCCAAAACGGCUACUAGAUCCAGAUCCAGAGCAUGACCAGCAGCUUCAGGACAAGUUUGAUGAGAUAUUACGCAAAGAUGGAGUCAAAGUUCCUCUCAACAAACCUCAGGACGAAAAGAAAGAUUUCUACACGGGGGUGCUGAAUCUUGGAAAUAACUGGGAAAUAGCGAGAAAGUAUCUGUCUAAGUCCCGGCAUUUCAAGAUGGAAUGGCAACAAUUAGGAUGGUCAGGUGGACUUGAUGACUCUUCAUCUUCCAAACUUGAGUGA